AUGCCUCUGCUCUCUUUGCCGCUCGAGCUCCAACAGCAUGUCGCAGGCUGUCUUGAGCCAUCAAGCCUUCGAAAUUUCAGCUUGACGAGCAUUGCUUGCCACGAAGCCUCUCUCCCGGCCAUUUUUGAGAGAAUUUGUAUCACGGUCCAUGAUCCUGAAAGCCUACAACGCCAUGUCAAUGCACUUCGCGAGGCUCUCUCGGAUACGAACUCUUUCUCCUGCGUUCGACAAAUCACCAUCAAAGGGGCUUUGAGACUCGCGGGCAAGGAGACCGAACGUUGGCCCUUGCAGUCGCCUUGGUCGUUUGCCCUUGGCGUUACAAAUUCACUCCUGGAUGAGGUCCCAAUCUGUCAUGACGGCAUGUAUGUAGUCUCCGAUGAAAAUGUGAUCGAGGCAUUGUCUGAUGAAGACGUGGCCUGGCUUCCUUUAGUCAACCUGCUCGAAGCCGAAGUUUCACUCGAAGAUCUCGUCUUUGACUGCCGGAGUCAAUUUCCGCCCAGUCUGCUGAGAAUUCUCCACGCGCGGCACCCUCGGUGCAGGCUUCACCUAACAUUCAAGUUCCGGACGUUGCUUUCGUCCACUCCUAACGCUUACGAGAUGGAGCUCGCUACAUCCCCGUGUCUUUCUACGAUAAAGGCUAUUUGUUCUCAACGCGAUAGCGAUGGUACCGACGAUUUCAACCUAGAGGCUCUGAUAGAGCUCGUAGCCGGUCUUGCCCCUAAUUUAAGUAAGGUCGUUGUCUUGAACCUCUUCCCAGGUGGCUCUAUGAGGUCAAAUCGACCUCGAAAUUCGUGGCAAGGCCUCCCGGGGUUUACUCCUAGGGGAAGAGGAUCGUUGAAGUCUCUAUCGCUCAAAGGCCACACGCAGUUAAAGACUCCUCAAGUGCUACAGGACUGGGCCAGACAUGUCGACUUUACUUGUUUACGGCAUCUCACUCUUGGCGGAGCUCUGGACUUGCGAGGAUCUGGGCUCAGUGGCGACACUAUGCAAUGGAUCGUCCAGACUCAGUCAUUUCCUCUACUCAAAUCACUCUGCGUGCAACUUACACGCGAUAACGCUCAGGUAGAACGGCCUCUUUACCGAGAGCAGGCAAUCACGUUUUUUCGGUCUUUCGAAUCUCUUGAGCAACUAUCUAUCGACGGGCCUAUUGACUUCCAAAUCAAAGAUGCUGCUCUUGCUCAUCAUGGAAAGACGCUUAAGAAACUUAGUCUGCAUCCUUUCGAACAAAUACCAUAUCCCCCCCACAGAGACGACAAACAGGAUCUACCUUUUCACUUUACUAAGGAUUGUAUUUUGCAGCUCCAAGCUCAGUGUCCGAUACUAGAAGAGCUUACAAUCCUAGUUAAACGCAACAUGUCCAAAGAGGCCGAUCUGUAUAGAUGCUUCGGCGGGAUGAGAAACUUGCGAGCCCUCUCUCUUAUACUAGAUUGCUCAAAUUGGCGGGUGACUCGAGAUCCUACGUAUAAGCCGGAUUUCGAUGAGCAAGAUCGAGAGCCCGUAGAAGCCGAAACGGGUUCGUGGCUAAAGAGGGGCGAAUUAAAGGCAACCCUCAUCAAUUGUGCCGUAGACGAAGCACUAGCCUGCUCAAUCUGGAAGACCAUCAGCCAGAACAAAACCGGCAAGCCGCUGGAGCGACUCAAACUGUGGCCGACCGGAGCGUUCGAAUACGGCACGGGCCAAAGCCUACCAACGACCUUCAUCUUCAUAGAGCUCAAUUUGACUCGAUCCUGGUCAUUCGAGCGGGAUCCGCGGGACGACACAGAAGACUUCACAGUCACGGAAUUGCAGCGAGAAAGACGACUGGCCCUCGAGGAACAAUUCGACAUAUUCUUUUCCGGCCACCGCCAGGAUCACGGGGUUUGGGAAGUUUUCCAUUCCAUCUGGCCCCCUCGAGCAGGCAGUAAGGAUUUUCGAGAUGAUUGGUCGAGUUUCCCUCUUGGUUAG
Dissoconium aciculare CBS 342.82 is the source of this 1944-nucleotide messenger RNA. RefSeq lists its product as uncharacterized. Lineage: Eukaryota; Fungi; Ascomycota; Dothideomycetes; Mycosphaerellales; Dissoconiaceae. Bases 1 to 1944 code for a protein of 647 amino acids. The record is from RefSeq and is a predicted model, not a curated record. The transcript has a single exon.